Meloidogyne enterolobii is the source of this 528-nucleotide messenger RNA. Lineage: Eukaryota; Metazoa; Nematoda; Chromadorea; Rhabditida; Meloidogynidae. The record is from the annotation of a GenBank genome assembly.
AUGACUACAUAUGAAUUUCUUCGUACUGCAGAAGAAUCAACAAGAGGUGCCUUUCAAUCAAUUGAACAUGUUGCUAGUGCUUUCCUUUCUAUUGCUAGCCUACUUAACUCUACAUAUGGAGCUGUGUUUAAUUCAUUUAGGGCCAUAAUCUCUGUGGUUGAACAACUUAAAUCGCUCAAACAUUUUCUAGUCUCUACAUUCCUACUUUCUUUAAUUCGUUGGAUCCGUUUUCUGUGGAGACGUUUAUUAGCAUCAUUACGUGUUAGACCAAGAAAUUAUGCAAAUUCAGCUUCCAUUUGGGCGGGUAUUAAUGGAGAAUUGGAACAAUCUAAAAAGUCUUCCAAUUUUGGAACACUUAUAUUUUGGAUAAUUGCAAUUGGCGGUCCCCUACUUGUUAUAAAAUAUUUUCUUCAACAAAUUAGAGAAAGUACUAGUGAAUUGACUUCGGAUUGGGCUACUGGACAGUCAGAACAUUACACGGCACAGGCAAAAAUAUUUUUAUUUUCUAAAAACUUCAUUAAUUUUUAG